AUGCUCGGUACACAUGAAGAUGUCGCCAUAGAGACAUGGAAGCGCCGUCUGGCCCAGAGCAAAGCAAGCCGUCGUACCAUAAGCGCCAUACAUCCGGUGUUGGAGGAGUGGGUACGGCGGCAACACGGUCGUCUCUCUUAUAGAGCGACCCAAAUACUAACUGGCUACGGCUGUUUCGGCGACUAUCUAUUUCGGAUAGGACGGGAGCAAAGUGCCAAUUGCUGGCAUUGUCGAGAGGGCAUCGAGGAUUCCGCGCAGCACACACUCGAAGUGUGCCAAGCUUGGGUGGCAGAGCGCGAAAUCCUCGUGGAACAGGUAGGACAAGAUCUCUCCUUACGGGCCAUCCUGCCUCGUAUGCUAGAGAGCCCAGAUGCAUGGCAUGCGGUGCUCCACUUCUGCGAGGAGGUCAUGUCGCAGAAAGAAGCGGCGGAGAGGGAGCGAGAGGCCUCGCCUGACGCUCCACCGAACCGUCGCCGACGUUCAGGACACCGCAGGAGACACUACCAUCUCCAUGCCCCCUCUUAA
Messenger RNA from Ostrinia nubilalis (European corn borer), 525 nucleotides. RefSeq lists its product as uncharacterized. Bases 1 to 525 code for a protein of 174 amino acids. The transcript has a single exon. NCBI's taxonomy places the organism in Eukaryota, Metazoa, Arthropoda, Insecta, Lepidoptera, Crambidae. The record is from RefSeq and is a predicted model, not a curated record.